This is a messenger RNA of Clupea harengus (Atlantic herring), 1589 nucleotides long. It is a transcript of the gene dpep1, whose product is annotated as dipeptidase 1. Lineage: Eukaryota; Metazoa; Chordata; Actinopteri; Clupeiformes; Clupeidae. The record is from RefSeq and is a predicted model, not a curated record. Gene Ontology annotation, biological process: proteolysis. Gene Ontology annotation, molecular function: metallodipeptidase activity.
GCACAGCCUUUGAAUUUAUGUUUGGGCCAGCUCUCGCUCUCGAGACCUGCAGAAAAGGUGAACAGCAGUGAGCAACAGACACAAGGCCUGAGAACGGAGUCGGAGAGGAAGAGGGGAGUCGGAAAAGAUACGUCUAAAAAACUGAUACGUCGACAAGAGGAGGCUAAACCAAGGCGUAUCUGAAGUGACUCUCAAAACAGGAUAGUUAGUGUCCAGAGGGAAAAACAUCAGUAUGCUGCCCAGAGGAAUGUGUUGUGUGAUUGCAGUGGCUCUUGUGCUGGCACUCACGCACAGUGCCGGAGGAGCAGAGACACUCGGGGAGCGCGCUCUUCGACUCAUGGCUGAGACUCCACUCAUAGAUGGCCACAAUGACCUCCCCUGGCAGAUAAGGAUGCGAUUUAACAACCAGCUAAACUCAGUAGACCUCAACACCCUGAAUGGAACACACACCAAUAUUCCCAAAAUCAAGGCAGGACGACUGUCUGCACAGUUCUGGGCUGCAUACGUCCCCUGUGAGACACAAUACAAAGACGCUGUCCGACAAACACUGGAGCAAAUCGAUGUCGUUCACAGAAUGUGCAGCACAUACCCACAAGACUUCAUGUUUGCAACCAGCAGCGAAGACAUCAUGACGGCCUUUAGAGAGAAUAAGACGGCCAGUUUGAUUGGCGUCGAAGGAGGACACUCCAUUGACAGCAGCCUGGGCACACUUCGCACCAUGUACCAGCUGGGCGUUCGCUACCUCACCCUCACCCACAGCUGCAACACGCCUUGGGCUGACAACUGGCUGGUGGACACCGGAGAUGAUCCUGUGGAGCACAACGGCCUGUCUACAUUUGGCAAGCAACUGAUCCUUGAGAUGAACCGUAUGGGGAUGCUGAUAGACUUGGCACAUGUCUCAGAGGCAGUCAUGAAACAGGUCCUGGAUCUCUCCAAGGCACCUGUUAUCUUCAGCCAUUCCUCUGCCUACGCUGUGUGCCAACACAAGAGGAAUGUUCCAGACGACGUGCUCAGGAGGGUGAAAGAAAAGGCUGGGAUUGUAAUGGUGAACUUCUACAAUGAUUAUGUUACCUGCAGCAAAACAGCUAGCAUAAGCGAUGUUGCUGACCAUUUUGACCACAUAAAAAAGGUGGCUGACGCUUCCAUCAUUGGUUUUGGAGGGGAUUAUGACGGUGUGUCUAGGGUCCCUGAAGGACUGGAGGAUGUGUCUAAGUACCCAGCCUUGGUGGAAGAACUGCUGAGAAGAGGCUGGACAGACGAUGAAGUGAAAGCUGCACUGGGUGAAAACCUGCUAAGAGUAUUUAAGAAGGUGGAGGAGGUGCGUGACAGUAUGAACAGCACCAAGCCAGAUGACAUUCCUAUCCCACUGGAUGAGGUGAAGAAUACCUGCAGGACUGUCUAUGGCUACCCCACCCCCCCAGAUAGUGCAGGCUUCCGCCUCGCCCACAGUCCCUUGGCCCUGUCUCUCUCUCUGCUGCUCACCGCCCUGCUGGCUAAGGCGGUCUGAGGCACUCCCCUAGUAGUCAGGUGGCUUAACAACGCGAUCGUGACAAGAGUGAUAAAAGCAUGAAAUUUGGCACACAAUUAGC